Prorocentrum cordatum is the source of this 384-nucleotide messenger RNA. The record is from the annotation of a GenBank genome assembly. Lineage: Eukaryota; Dinophyceae; Prorocentrales; Prorocentraceae.
GAAAGUGAUCGACGGAUCCGAGGAACAGUUCGCGGUGAAGGUUACCGACCUGAGGGGACAGAAGGAUCAGGGCUCCAGGAGCGCGUGGCACGGCAGGAGGCCCGGAUUCUCCGGGUGCUCGGCGACUGCGAGCACUGCUGCAGGCUCGUGGACUUCACGUGCUGCCGCCGGUUUCACUACAUCGUGCUGGAGAGGUGCAGCAUGCCGCUCAUGGCGGUGCUCGAGGGCAUGUCCGAGCUCACCGAGCUCAGCCUCGCAGGGUUUGCGAGCCAGAUGCUCAAGGCCGUGGCUUGCGUGCACACCCACAGCGUUGUGCACCGGGACGUGAAGCACGGUUGCGGAUUUCCUCUGCUCCGGGCCCGAGAACACGGUGAAGCUCUGUGA